Molecule: messenger RNA, 300 nt
Organism: Gryllus bimaculatus (two-spotted cricket)
Lineage: Eukaryota; Metazoa; Arthropoda; Insecta; Orthoptera; Gryllidae
Source: the annotation of a GenBank genome assembly
CAGACAAUUUGGAGAAACACUUUUGGUGAUUUUGUGUUUGUGAACAUUAUUACUGAGAAGAAGAAGAUUAAAGAUUUACUGAGACCAAAUAUUAAAGCUUCUUUUCUCCCAGUACUUGUUAUUCAACCCUGCCAGUAUUCACUGGCCCUUCUAAAAGAGGCUAGCAAACAAAGAAUGAUGAAUAAGCACUUUUCCUGGUGGAUUUUCUUCAAUUUAUCCAUGGAAAAUUUUGAUAUAAAAAUUGACAGCAGUCGCUCUCUAACUGAAGAACUAAAGAACAUUUUUGGGCCUCUUCAGGUA